Zingiber officinale is the source of this 2535-nucleotide messenger RNA. RefSeq names its product beta-galactosidase 8-like. The transcript is spliced from 14 exons. Gene Ontology annotation, molecular function: beta-galactosidase activity. Gene Ontology annotation, biological process: carbohydrate metabolic process. The coding region runs from base 603 to 2384 and encodes 593 amino acids. Lineage: Eukaryota; Viridiplantae; Streptophyta; Magnoliopsida; Zingiberales; Zingiberaceae. Gene Ontology annotation, cellular component: vacuole. The record is from RefSeq and is a predicted model, not a curated record.
AGUAGAAACCCUAGUAGUUGGUUCUUCCUCCGGCCGCAAGACAAAGCUGCACGAUUACUGACCUGCAUUCCGAUGUCAUCGACAACAAACAGAGAGCAGCUGAUUUCCAGGUGUGACAAGAUCAUGGCUGACUUUGAUUUUUCAAUGCAAGACAUGGCAAGAACUUCCUCGGCAUGCCCCACGCCAUGCCUUCUUCUCCAUAAGGCAGUUUCCUUUCCAUUACCACUCACAAAUUCAAUGGCCACAAUAAUCUUCAAUAGUUCCAAUCCAUGAUGAUGUUUGUGAGUGGAAGGGGUAAAUAUGACUAUCUAACUGACUUUAUUCCAGAACCAAAUUCUAAAUCUCCAGAGCAUCGAAUUUGGAGGGCUGAGAAUAACUUGGUGAUGUUGUGGCUGAUUAACUCUAUGAAGGAGCAGAUUGGUGAAUUUUUUUUCCAUGUACCUCUGCUAGCGAUAUUUGGGAGGCUGUAUUGAAACCUACUCAAGCUGUGACAACACUAUAGAGUUAUUUCACGUGGAGAGCACUCUGCAAAGUCUCCAACAAGGGAGUCCACCGUGACAACUUACUACAGCAAACUUAAUCGAUAUUGACAACAACUAGACAUGUUCGAAACUCCUGAAUGGAAGUGCACAGAGGACAAGAAUUGCUAUCGUAAGAUUGUGGAGACAAAACGUGCCUUCAAGUUCUUAAGUGGGCUCGACAAGUCGCUCGACGAAGUGCGGGGCAGAAUUCUCAACACCAAUCCGCUACCUAGCCUUAGGGAAGCAUUUGUAAAAGUGCGUCAAGAGGAGAGUCACAAGCGAAUAAUGAUGGGACAGUUCUACAUCUCAAAGGUCCCGAAUCUAGGCAAGGACUCCUAUGCUAAUUUCAAUGCAUUAGUAGUUCAAAGUCGGUCCACAAACCGCAACACUGAUGAGCCUCGAAAUGCAUGUCACGGAAGAACAGGCCUUGGUGUGAUCACUGUCAAAAGCCAGACCAUCUCAAAGAAAAAUGGGGGCAACUCCAUGGAAAGCCAGUCGACUGGAAGCUUCCUAACUGAGAGGUAUACUACAGAUGGCGGUUCUAGAGACACUCUAGAUAAUGGAACAAUCCCCGAGAAAGGUGUUUUUUCAGCGGUCGACUUUUCAACUGGUGAGGAUCCAUGGCCUAUAUUUCAGUUGCAAAAGGAAUAUAAUGCCCCUGGAAAAUCACCUCCUCUCUCAGCGGAAUUCUAUACAGGAUGGCUCACCCACUGGGGAGAGAAGAUUGCAGAAACCGAUGCCAAUUAUACUGCUGCUGCUUUAGAAAAGAUUUUAUCUAGGAAUGGUUCUGUUGUACUCUAUAUGGCUCAUGGUGGAACUAAUUUUGGAUUUUACAGUGGUGCAAACACUGGUCAGAAUGAAUCUGAUUAUAAGGCAGAUCUUACGUCCUACGAUUAUGAUGCUCCAAUCAAGGAGUCCGGUGACGUGGGCAAUCCAAAAUAUGAAGCAUUAAGGAGAGUUAUUCAGAAGUACAGUGGAGUAGUUCUGCCUCGUGCCCCUCCUGAUAAUAAAAAAUUAGGAUAUGGCCUAGUUGAUCUCCGCAAGAUUGCCUCUUUUAAUGAGGUUCUCAAUGACAUAUAUGAUUCAACCAUGGUAGUCAAAAGUGAACAUCCUAUGUCGAUGGAGACAGUUGGCCAGAUGUUUGGAUUUAUGUUGUAUGCGUCUAAAUUACCUCCGAGGAAAAGAAGUAGCAUCCUAAAAAUUCUGAAGGUGCACGAUAGAGCCCAAGUUUUUGUUUCAUGUGGUUUGGACAAAGCUGGAGGCCAUCCUAUAUACAUUGGUGUAAUUGAAAGAUGGUCGAAUAGGGAACUUCUGAUUCCCAAAAUCUCUUGUUCCUCAAAUAGCAGCUUACUUAUUCUGGUGGAAAACUUGGGUCGUCUAAAUUAUGGUCAAUACAUCUCUGAUAAGAAGGGAAUACUGUCUAAUGUUUUCAUAGAUGGCACUGCCCUUCAUGGAUGGCAGAUGUUUCCAAUUCCACUAGAUAGAUUUAGCAAUUUUACGACUGUCAACCCGAUCAAGCAAAUUUCUGAUUUGAUGACAGAGAACAUUUCCACUGGACCUGGAAUUUAUGAAGGCCAUGUCACCAUCAAUUCAGCAAAACAAAUCAAAGAUACAUUUAUUUCUUUCCGUGGUUGGAACAAGGGAAUUGCUUUUGUGAAUGACUUUAAUAUUGGAAGAUUCUGGCCUUCACUUGGACCGCAAUGCACCCUUUAUGUUCCUGCACCAUUACUUCGAGAAGGAGAAAAUAUUGUGGUCAUCUUAGAGUUACAUGCACCAAAUCCUGAUUUCACAAUCAACUUGGUGAAGAAACCAGACUUCACUUGUGGAACCAAGAGUAGAAGGAAUGAUAAUUAUCGAGAAUAAGAUUUGCUACUGAAUGUACAUACAUUAUAAUUUCAUUCUAUUGAACAUUUCCUUAUGCGUUGAUUCCCAUAACAGCCCCCAACAGUUUGUACUCUUUUGUUUUUGUAUCUAUCUAGUGAUCCAUGCUGUUCAACCUGUGAUUUUGUUAGUC